This is a messenger RNA of Pristis pectinata (smalltooth sawfish), 953 nucleotides long. RefSeq lists its product as uncharacterized. The record is from RefSeq and is a predicted model, not a curated record. The transcript has 9 exons. Bases 9 to 896 code for a protein of 295 amino acids. NCBI's taxonomy places the organism in Eukaryota, Metazoa, Chordata, Chondrichthyes, Rhinopristiformes, Pristidae.
UGAAAGGAAUGAAAUGUCACAAAUGCAGUGAUUCCUUAUUACCAAAUCAAUCUGAUGGCAGGGUGCCAUCAAUAGACCUUCAGGAAAUCCCCUCCAAAUCAUGUCCGCAGUGUAAGUUUCUUCUGAGGAGACGAGAAUUGGCUAAGGAGGAGGCGCUGUUUAUUUGUUGGGAGCAAAUGGAAGAUGGUAAGGAAGGGAUGAGUGCUGUCAGUGACUCCGUCAAUGCCACUGGAACAGAGCUGCAGAUGGCUAACGUAGGAACAGAGCAGCAACUGGGGGCCGCCAUGAUGCUCAACCAAGAUCCACAAGAAAAUAGGAAAGCAUGGAAAGGGUCAAGGUUACAGCAGCCAAAUGUAGAUCUGAUCAAAACUCAGAACAACCUGCAAUUUGAAAAACUGUUGGAGAAAAUAGAAGGUUUUGUGAAGCUAAAUCUGAAACUGGAGAGUGAGAGAGACCAGAUAUUGUGCAAGCUGGGAAUGCAGACAGCUGAAGCAAAGGGCCUUGAACUAUCCAGUGAACAGAACAGAAAACAACUUCUACAUCUUCUGAGCAAGAACAUUGACCUCAGGCACAAGAACCAGAUAAAGGUCAACCAGCUCACAGUCCUGAUCAUUGAACUCCACCACUUGAGGAAAGCUUAUCAAACACUCCUUCAAAGCACAGAUUGUCCUGGAGACAUCUUAUCAGUUGAAUGGAUAAACCGGCUACGACUAAUUAAGAACACUGUUAAAAAUAUUAAAACCCAGCAGCUGAAACUAAACCUCUUGAAAAAGGAAAAUGAGGAGUUAAUGGAAAAGUCCAGGUGGGAAUCACUGCGAAAUAUGGAUGCAAAAAUGCUAGUGUUAAAUGAGAACACUCGAGCCAAGAUGCAAAAGGCAGAAGAUACAGGAGCCUGAGGGCACGUACCACCAGGCUCAACGACAGCUUCUAUCCCACGGUGAUGACUAUUGAAC